Naumovozyma castellii is the source of this 549-nucleotide messenger RNA. It is a transcript of the gene LSM4, whose product is annotated as U6 snRNA complex subunit LSM4. NCBI's taxonomy places the organism in Eukaryota, Fungi, Ascomycota, Saccharomycetes, Saccharomycetales, Saccharomycetaceae. Bases 1 to 549 code for a protein of 182 amino acids. The transcript has a single exon. The record is from RefSeq and is a predicted model, not a curated record.
AUGUUACCGCUGUAUUUGCUUACUAACGCAAAGGGCCAACAAAUGCGUGUGGAAUUGAAAAAUGGGGAAAUAGUAGAAGGUAAACUAACUAACGUUGAUAAUUGGAUGAAUUUGACUUUAUCUAAUGUCAGUGAAUAUAAGAGUUCUGAUACAAUUGCUACUCCUCAAACUGAAGUUGUAAAAUCUACUGAGAUUUAUGUUAGAGGUACGUUUAUCAAAUAUAUUAAUCUACAGGAUGAUAUCAUUGACAUUGUAAAGCAACAAAUUAAUAAUAAUAUGAACAAUAGCAAUAGAGACAGAAAAUAUCAGAAUAAUAGAUAUCCUUCUAGUGGAAGUAGAGGUAAUUAUAGGAGAGAUGGUAAUUAUAGUGGUGGCAAUAGGAGAAAUUAUAACAACAACAAUCAAGGUAACCGUCGUUCCUACAACCAAUAUAAUAAUCAAAAUAAACCAAAUAGUAGUGCCAUGGGCGGUUAUGUUCAACAGCACACUGAAAACAAUGCAAACUAUAGACAUGAUGGUAGCCAUUCAAACCAAAAUGUAGAAUUCUAA